ACCUGGUCCUGCAUCCACCAGCUUUCUCCCUUCUCUGCCGCUGCUGCUGCCGCCCCCCUCUCCCUGCCGCCUUGCUUAGCCCGGGCAACUCUGCAGCUGGUACCUUCAGUACGGAGACAUCGGGUUUAUGAUCCAAAGGGAGAAAGAGGCGCAGUUUCAUCCCUGCAAAAGCCUGGCACGCCAACCGCAAUUGACCGCAGAGGCCCGCUGUAAGCUGGUCAGCUGGCUCAUCCCUGUGCACAAACAUUUCCGUCUGUCUUUCGAGUGUUGCUGCUUGGCUGUGAACAUCAUGGACAGGUUCCUGGCCUCCACACCUGUUGCUGCUGACUGCUUCCAGCUCAUUGGUGUCACCGCACUUCUCCUAGCCAGUAAACAGGUGGAGGUCUGCUCACCACGAAUCAGCCAUCUCUUGUCAUUGUGCUGUGAUGUGUUCACCAAAGAGCAGCUCUGCAACCUGGAGUGUCUCAUCCUGCUUCGUCUUAACUUCCGCCUCUCUGCACCCACCCUGGCCUUUUUUCUAGACUAUUACACCAACUGCAUCGAGGCUUCACAGCUAGUGACUAGGAACAAAGGUGAUGACAGGAUUUCAAGGAUGAAUCCUGACCCAAAAAUCCCCAGGCAGUGCAGCAACCUUGCACAAAAUGUUUGUGAGCUGACUCUUGCAGACUAUGCUUUCAACAAAUACCCUCCAUCACUGACUGCCAGCUGUGCACUGAGAGUAGCUAGUGAGUUACUGAAAAGUAAACAAGGUCUUCCUGAGCAUGAAACCAUCCAUUCACACGAAGUUCAGUGGGACAGUUUUGUGGAUGAACUAUGCACACAGUCAGUUUCUUUUCAGCCAACAGGCAAUUCUAAGCAUUAUGAGGGAGACUCACUAGCAGUGAAAGAUGACAGCUACAAACAGAGUCUAGUGCAGGAAUGCAAAGACAACCUGAAGCUGCUGGUGUCAUUAAACCUGGAGACAUUGGAUGUGAUGUCUACUAUGUGACUACAUGAGUGUGACUAUUUUGAUAACAGCAAUUUAAAUUCCCCUUUAAUUGUGGGUUAUAGUGUUAUAUCUUAAACAAAGAAGUGAGGAUAAGAUAUCUAUUUGGGGGGUUUUGGUGCUCAGAAUUCUUGUGUUUAUGCAGACCUACUUUUACUUAUACAUACCUCAUAGACAGUCAACCGUUUACAGCUACAGGAUGCUUAUGAUUUAGCAUUGCUUUUUAUUUAUUUAAGAUAAUUUACUAUAUAAUUAUGAAGUAUAUUGAAAUAUAAUUUUUAUUUUUCAUUAUUUUUAACAAAAAGUCAGAAUCCUCUGUAUGCCAGUUUAUUUGUUGUGGGUUUAUGAGUUUUGUUAGUUUUGGAACAUCUUUAAUGAAGAAAAAUGUGUUGUAAUGAAUUGAUUGCUACAGUUAAU
Messenger RNA from Maylandia zebra (zebra mbuna), 1402 nucleotides. RefSeq names its product cyclin O (gene ccno). NCBI's taxonomy places the organism in Eukaryota, Metazoa, Chordata, Actinopteri, Cichliformes, Cichlidae. The record is from RefSeq and is a predicted model, not a curated record.